UCACAUCAUGAUUGGUCUGCUUAAUAUCGGCCUUGGUACCAUCUUGGGCCUGACAUUCACAUCUACUUGGAUUGUGAUUACCAAUGUCCCUUUCUGGAUGGGACCUCUGUUGAUUGUAUUCGGGAUCGUGUGCCUUCUGUCUGAGAAGUAUCCGAGUCCAUGCCUGGUUGUCCUCGAUUUGAUUUUCAACAUUGCUGGAGCUGCUAUGGCCAUUGCUGCCAUUGUGCUCUACGGCAUAUAUGAGGGAUAUCUUCAUGUUUCAUAUUCCUGUGAGGAAAUCGACUACGACUACAACUACCAGCGAAAUGUAGCCACAGCAUCAAGUCCAGGCUCUGAAUACAUCAAGCAAAGAUGCCUUGAGAAUACAGCUCUGUUCACAAUGCUGAUUAGAGGCAUGGGUGGCAUCCUGAUCGUCCUGUCGGUCGUGGAGGUUUGUGUCGCCAUCAGCGCCGCUUUGUUGGAGCUUGAAACUCUGAGUUGCAGCAGAGAGAAGCAGGAGAAGGCCUCAGGUGACCCAGAGCUUUACAAGCCGCUGCUGGAGGAAGUCACCAACUCGCCUGCAGCCUGAACAUCUUCAGCUUUAAUCCAGCAGCUCUGGUCUCCGAUGGGAUUAAAAGCCGCAUCAGUUAUUCAAUAACAGUUUUAAACAUGUAGCAUUUUUUCUCCGAGUAAUGCCUUUCUAUUGCCUUCUGUA
This is a messenger RNA of Cyprinodon variegatus (sheepshead minnow), 694 nucleotides long. Its product is annotated as transmembrane protein 176B-like. NCBI's taxonomy places the organism in Eukaryota, Metazoa, Chordata, Actinopteri, Cyprinodontiformes, Cyprinodontidae. Bases 8 to 568 code for a protein of 186 amino acids. The record is from RefSeq and is a predicted model, not a curated record. The transcript is spliced from 5 exons. Gene Ontology annotation, cellular component: membrane.